CUAAUUAUCAAAGGCCUAAUUUAAACAGAAGUGGGGAAAGUGGGAAACACUUUCAUUUGUAUAAGUCCAUUACUAUCCUGUCUCUUCGGCCUCAGCUUUAGCUCUUACAGAACAAACAAAGAAAGAGAAAAUCAUCAGCCAUGAAUGUUGAAGAAGAAAUUGGGAAGCUUCAAGAAGAAAUCAAACGCCUUGGUCAGAUCCAAGAAGAUGGAUCUUAUAAGGUCACCUUUGGUGUCCUAUUUAAUGAUGAUCGUUGCGCAAACAUAUUUGAAGCUCUCGUUGGAACACUAAGAGCUGCAAAGAAGAGGAAAAUAUUGACAUAUGACGGAGAGCUUCUUCUACAAGGUGUCCAUGAUAAUGAAAUUAUUACCAUGAAACCUUCUGCAACAGUUCCUGCUGCUACUGAUGUCGCGGAGAAGAGUUGAUCAGCUUCAUGUUUCGACUGCCUUUAUUCUAUUGAGGACGAACCUUACGUGCUGUAAUUCAUUCUCUCAUCUGUAUGAUUACUCUUUUUUCUCUUCCUUAUAUGUAAUUUUGCUCUACCUGAGAUGUAUGUGUAUCUGGGCUGUCGAGAUUUGCCUGAAUGUGAGUCUUUGUGCUAAACCUUUGCUGCAAUUCUCUAUAUAGUUGGAACAUUGAGUUCUCAUCUUUGUCAUCAGCAAACUGUCCUAUCGAUAAUACAAAGGCCCUGUUUGGUAGUAA
Messenger RNA from Chenopodium quinoa (quinoa), 702 nucleotides. RefSeq names its product costars family protein-like. The transcript has 2 exons. The record is from RefSeq and is a predicted model, not a curated record. NCBI's taxonomy places the organism in Eukaryota, Viridiplantae, Streptophyta, Magnoliopsida, Caryophyllales, Amaranthaceae. Gene Ontology annotation, biological process: regulation of actin filament-based process. The coding region runs from base 141 to 425 and encodes 94 amino acids.